Messenger RNA from Tripterygium wilfordii, 924 nucleotides. RefSeq lists its product as uncharacterized. Lineage: Eukaryota; Viridiplantae; Streptophyta; Magnoliopsida; Celastrales; Celastraceae. The record is from RefSeq and is a predicted model, not a curated record. The transcript is spliced from 4 exons. The coding region runs from base 1 to 924 and encodes 307 amino acids.
AUGACUGUGAGUCAGUAUGAGAGGAAGUUUGAGGAACUAUACAAAUUUGGUAGGAGGUAUGCACCAGAUGAGGCGAGUAAGGCAGAGCAGUUCAGACAGGGGUUGCUUCCUGCUAUAGCUACAUAUUUAGUGGGAAUGAGGUUGCAGACUUAUGCUGAUAUGGUGGAGACGAUCUUACAGUAUGAGAUGAGUUUCAGGGAGUCCCGGAGGUAUUGGGAUACGUAUAGAGGCCGAACAGCAUCUGUGGCAGGUACUUCCUCUAGAGGAGGUCAAAAGAGCAGAGGACCGAUGGGCAGAGACAGGAGGGACAGAGUGAAGGUCGAGGUAGAGAUCAGAGGCCACGAGGUGGCAGAGACUACACUAGAGCAUCCGAACUUUGUUGGGGGUAUGUUUCUUGUUUCAAAUUGUUGGGCUAGAGUGUUAUAUGAUUCGGGUGCUACUAGUUCCUUUAUCACAUCUUCAUUUGCAUUGGCUUUGGGGUUAGAGGUGAGACCGAUGAGGAGAACAAUAGUGGUAGAUUCGUCGUUCGGACAGUUCACUUGUAUUCAAGAUUGGUUGAUGGAGCAAAAAGCAGUUUUAGAUUUUUGGGAGAGGAGGAUUACUUUAAAUGCGCCUGGUGGGGUAGUGAUUCAAUUGAGGGGAUCGAGGGGUGUUCCUUGUCCACAUUUUUUGGACAACCCCUCCUACGCCGAUUGUUCAGUGGUGAGUUUGACUACUUCUACACCUAGUGGCGAGGUGAUUGCCCCGAUGCUUGUAGUGGAGGAGUUCAUGGAUGUUUUUCCUGAGGAUUUUCUAGGUCUACCUCCACGGAGGGAGAUAGAGUUUGUCAUUGAUUUGCUUCCGGAUACAAAGCCAAUUUCGAUUGCUUCGUAUCAUAUGGCUCCAGCAGAGUUGAGGGAGUUGAAGCACCGGUGUUAUUUGUGA